Molecule: messenger RNA, 1637 nt
Organism: Syzygium oleosum
Lineage: Eukaryota; Viridiplantae; Streptophyta; Magnoliopsida; Myrtales; Myrtaceae
Product: F-box protein SKIP23-like
Exons: 1
Coding region: 303-1517 (404 amino acids)
Source: RefSeq, a predicted model, not a curated record
AGGAAACAACCGUUGGGAUCAAGUUUCCUAUUAUCCUCCAACGCCAAGUUCACAUUCCGAAACAGCCAAAUUCAUAUUAGGAAAUAAGAAUCCAAGAUAACAGAUAUUAUCUAAUAUCCAAAAAAUCAGAUUAAGAAAAAAAAAUCACCCCGUUCAUGAAAAACGAGAGAUAUGACUCCUUUUUAUUUGAACUCUAAGAAGGAACCACCGCUUCAAUAGCGUCUCUUAAAUCGUUGUUCUUACUCUCUCUCUCUCUCUCUCCCUGUCUGUGUCUGAUCAUCGUUCGUUGUGUUCCAUCCAGAAUGGGUCUGGCUUUGACCCCUCCUCCUUCUCAAUCUCCAUUGUUGAUGCUUCCUCUCGACAAGGAUGACCAUGGUCAUGGCGGUCGUUUCUUCAGUAUCAAGGACAAGACCGCCCUUGCCCUCUGCGGCUUUCCGGAGACCUUCUCAGACAGCCUCUGCGUCGGAUCUUCACAGGGCUGGCUCAUCCUCUUGGACAAGGAGUCGGAGCCUUAUCUCCUCGACCCACUUCGGGGCUGCAGGGUCCUCCGCCUCCCUCCCAUUGAGACGUUCCCCUGCGUGCUCCAGGUGCUUCGGAGCGACGACGAUGACGGCGGCAGCUGCGGUUUGGCCGCCUUUUACGAGACGAUCCAUCUGGGGUGUUGGCGGAGCACCACCCUACUUCCUCUCUUGACGCUGCGUGACUAUAUCAUCUCGAAAGCAGUGUUAUCAGCAAACCCUAAUGAUGAUGACAAGGGCAAGAGUUGCUGGGUCGUCGUGAUCUUUGGUAGUGAGUCGAAGCUUGCAUUUUGCGGCUGCAAAGACUUCGGCGGAGGCCGCGCAUGGACCGAGCUAACUGGUAAUCGUGCUCCUUAUAGCGAUGUCAUAUUCUACGAUGGCACGCUCUUUGCCCUUAGCAACGACGGAUUCAUCGAAGCAUGGGACUUUAAUAGGGAUUGCCCCAUGAAAAUCAUGGAGAUUAAGUCGUCCUUCCCGCGGAAAUCGGCCGAGGCAGCACGUGCUCUUAGGAAAGUUUGUUUCACGAGCUCAUAUUUAGUCGAGGCGGCAGGUGAGAUUUUGCUUCUGGUGAGAUUCACAGGGUAUUUCGUGAAUAGACACGGUGUCCCGGUCGAAGAAGAUUACCUGCUGACAGACGAGGACACACACCCCCUGGUUUGUCCCUAUAGAACCUUGUAUUUCCAUGUUUACUUGCUGGACAGGAACAUCGAGGAGUGGGUGGGGUUGGACUCGAUUGGCGACUGGGCUGUGUUUGUGGGCAGGAGCCACUCGAGAUCGGUGUCGGUCCGGGACUGCCCAGAGUUCGAGGCAAACUCGGUGUACUUCACGGACGAUAACUGGGAUCCAGUGGAGCACGACGUCUUGUACGGUGGGCACGACAUGGGGGUGUAUAGCUUACAAAGCGGGAAAGUGAAGGAGAUUUGCGAACUCGAUUCGGACAAGAUCGAGCCUCCUCCGUUUUGGGUUUUUCCAUCUGAUUAUAGUUCCAAGCGAGGGUGAUGGAAACGUUAUUCAUGUGUCUCAAGCUUUUGACUAGGGUUUGCCAAUGAGAAUUUUCUCUGUUUGUGCGAGAGUAUGGUGCUUUGGGAAUGAUGAUAUUGUCGCCUACUAUUUUGACAG